Perkinsus marinus ATCC 50983 is the source of this 195-nucleotide messenger RNA. Its product is annotated as 5-carboxymethyl-2-hydroxymuconate semialdehyde dehydrogenase, putative. NCBI's taxonomy places the organism in Eukaryota, Perkinsozoa, Perkinsida, Perkinsidae. The transcript has 2 exons. Gene Ontology annotation, molecular function: oxidoreductase activity, acting on the aldehyde or oxo group of donors, NAD or NADP as acceptor. The annotation marks the transcript as partial. The record is from RefSeq and is a predicted model, not a curated record.
GUCCACUUCAGAUAUCUCUGUUGCUCAUCGACUUGCCCGAGAUAUUGAUACUGGUAUGCUAUGGGUUAACACGUGGAUGGAGAGGGACCUCAACACACCUUUUGGAGGAGUCAAACAAAGUGGCCUUGGUCGUGAAGGCGGAGAUUACUCUAUGAACUUCUAUUCCAAAGAAAAAGAUGUCACCAUGAGUUUGUC